CCGGGAGCGCAGGCCGGGCCAUGACGACCCUCACUCACCGGGCCCGGCGGGGGGACCCGGCCAGGGGCUCGGACAAGAGGCCGGAGGGGGACGAGGCCGGAGCUCCGGACAGAGACCCCGACGAGGACAAUCCCGAGGACUCCAAGGACAUCCGGCUCACCCUCAUGGAGGAGGUGCUGCUGCUGGGGCUCAAGGACAAGGAGGGCUACACGUCGUUCUGGAACGAUUGCAUCUCCUCGGGGCUCCGCGGGGGGAUCCUGAUCGAGCUGGCCCUGCGCGGCCGGAUCCGCCUGGAGCCGCUGGCCCUGCGCAGGAAGAGACUCCUGGACAGGAAGGUGCUGCUGCAAUCAGCUGCCCCCACGGGGGACGUGCUGCUGGACGAGACCCUGCGGCACAUCCAGGCCACGGAGCCCCCCGAGACCGUGCCCACCUGGAUCGAGCUGCUCACGGGCGAGACCUGGAACCCCUUCAAGCUGCAGUUCCAGCUGCGCAACGUGCGGGAGCGGCUGGCCAAGGCGCUGGUGGAGAAGGGCAUCCUGAGCACGGAGAAGCAGAACUUCCUGCUCUUCGACAUGACCACCCACCCCGUCACCAACGCCCCCGAGAAGCAGCGCCUGCUGCGCCGGCUGCAGGACAGCGUCCUGGAGCGCUGGCCCGGCCACCCCCGGCGCCUGGAGCGCCGCACGCUGGCCCUGCUGGUGCUGGCCCACUCCUCCGACGUCCUGGAGGGCGUUUUCGGCGCCCUGGGCGACGACAGGUACGAGCUGGCCAUGGCCAGGGCCAGGGACCUGCUGGACACGGACCCCGAGCUGGCGGCGGCCAAGGAAGCGGGGGGAGGCUCCGAGAUGAUCUGGGCGGUGCUGGCGGCCUUCAACAAGUCCUAG
Empidonax traillii (willow flycatcher) is the source of this 884-nucleotide messenger RNA. RefSeq names its product golgi phosphoprotein 3 like (gene GOLPH3L). NCBI's taxonomy places the organism in Eukaryota, Metazoa, Chordata, Aves, Passeriformes, Tyrannidae. Gene Ontology annotation, cellular component: Golgi cisterna; cytosol; trans-Golgi network. The record is from RefSeq and is a predicted model, not a curated record. Gene Ontology annotation, molecular function: phosphatidylinositol-4-phosphate binding. Bases 21 to 884 code for a protein of 287 amino acids. Gene Ontology annotation, biological process: retrograde vesicle-mediated transport, Golgi to endoplasmic reticulum; Golgi vesicle budding; Golgi organization. The transcript is spliced from 5 exons.